GGGCGUGUUGCCAAACACAAAACAAGCCUCGGAAACCCGGUUCACCCAAGUUUUCUGAGACAUGUAUCGUACCUAGGUACCGUCGACCCAACCUUGGAAUGCGCUGGAACUGCGACUGCAACGACCUCCGUCGGCAGCCCUCCGGAUAAUCGCCAGUCCAAAAGGUAGCAACACCUUCGUGCAAAGAAAACAAAUUGGACGGCUAUCGUAUUUGACGCCUCGAAGCUGUGGUUGGUGAUGCAGCCGUGGAGGUCGCUCGCCUGCCUCAUGCGACCCUGGCCACACAUCUCACCUCAUCACCACGGCUCGUUCCGUCCUGGGUCUGGACAUUCUGCAGUCUUCGAGGAUGAGGCCUGCCUGCCUGGCUCUCAACUGUGCGCAAUCGACCCACCAGUCGAUACCGAGUGCGCAGGAACGCUGUCGCCCAAAGUCUUGGUACCCACGGCUCGCUCAACCAUGUGCAGUCGCACCUCCAAGCGAGUAACAAGUGCCGCGUGCCCUCCUCUUUAUGUCGAGUAUGCAAGCCAUCUAUCCAUUACCAGAUGCGCACAACAUUUGAUUGACUUCAGCCACCCACCGCCUAUAUUACAAAAUACCGAGAGAAUUGAGGGGUCCAGUCAUCGGCGCAGAGGGGCUUUCUCAACACCGGAGUCGACGCAGGCUGUUCCAACUACGCAUGCUGCGCACGACGCCAGGACGAGUGUUCGAGACCCGUUCAGAUAUCGCAAGCGUCGAGGCCCUACAGAACCGCGGCGGUGGUGAGCUAGCUGAAGCGGGCGACCAUCGGAAGGGAUCCCGGGCCCCAUUCGUGUUCCUUCAUGCUGUCAGCCUGCGGCUUCGCUAAAGCCAGCCGCCCGCAAACGUGUCUGAAGAGACGCGUCACGGCAGUUUCUGCUGUAUGAAGAGGUAUCCUGAGCUGCUUCGAUGAGUUACUGCUACAUGAGGCCUCAUCUACGACCGGUCAUCAGACCAUGCCCUCUUAACCGCUCUUCACGUCAAUAAAAGCAUGACCCGAAAUACCAAAGCCUAGCUCCCGCACUCGUAUC
Trematosphaeria pertusa is the source of this 1046-nucleotide messenger RNA. RefSeq lists its product as uncharacterized. The coding region runs from base 238 to 762 and encodes 174 amino acids. The record is from RefSeq and is a predicted model, not a curated record. The transcript has a single exon. NCBI's taxonomy places the organism in Eukaryota, Fungi, Ascomycota, Dothideomycetes, Pleosporales, Trematosphaeriaceae.